Fopius arisanus is the source of this 1030-nucleotide messenger RNA. RefSeq lists its product as uncharacterized. The transcript is spliced from 2 exons. Gene Ontology annotation, cellular component: plasma membrane. The record is from RefSeq and is a predicted model, not a curated record. Gene Ontology annotation, biological process: sensory perception of smell; detection of chemical stimulus involved in sensory perception of smell. Gene Ontology annotation, molecular function: olfactory receptor activity; odorant binding. Bases 507 to 905 code for a protein of 132 amino acids. NCBI's taxonomy places the organism in Eukaryota, Metazoa, Arthropoda, Insecta, Hymenoptera, Braconidae.
UUCCACAACUCAUGAUAAAUUAUUCAUAAAAAUUUCAGUUGCAUAUUGCGAGAAAUGCGGGAUGAGGACAAUCCGUCGAGUGAGGGAGAAAUAAUUCGUAGAGCAAUACUUAUGCACAAGCGAGCAAUUUCGUGAUUAUUCUCAAACUCAUUAAUAUCGACAGCUUAACAACAGAAGGGCAUGAGUGCACAAUAUUUUAUUCAAUUAAAAAUAAAUUUUCAACUUUUUUUUCACAUUUUCUCGGUUAAAUGAGAACUUCAGCACUUGCGUCGAUCUGUUACGGAGCUAUCGAAUUACUCUCGAAUUAAAUCGAGUUCGGAUGUUGUUUGGAUUAUUUUUAUUGUCUUUCUAUAGAUUGGCAGAACUCAUCGAAUCUUCCUUUACGAUGAUGCUCGGAUUUGUAGUUCUAACUAACAUGAUAUUAAUUAGUAUAACUGCAUUGCAAGUACGUAUAUCAUUAUCUCGUUGCGAUUACAUCAAUUUAUCGAUUGCGAUUGGUGCAGGCCAUGUUUGAGAUGGACGAACCCGCUAAAAUGGCUGGAUUCCUCAUUUUUGCUGUUGGACAAAUCACACAUUUGUUGUUCCUGAGUAUUCCAGGGCAGGAAUUGUAUGAUCACAGUAGCCGAGUCUUUAAUACCAUUUACAGUACCAACUGGAUUAAAUUAUCCACUGAACACCAAAAAAUGAUCCUCAUUAUGCUGAUGCGAAGUAUGAACCCAUCGUACAUAACAGCAGGCAAUUUUUAUCGAAUGAAUGUCGAGAAUUUCAAAAAUGUGAGUCUCCUGUGCCAUUCCACUGUUAUAAAUAAUGAUCGAACAAUUAUUUAUUCUAGGUAUUGCAAACCUCAAUGUCGUACUUCACAGUAUUCCUCUCAGUGCGAUAAUCACGAUGAUCUCAUCAAAUAGAAUGAAAUAGAAUCGAAUUUAUUUCCACAACGUAACUUUUACAUAUUUAUAUUUUCCGAAAUUAAAUAGAUAAUUUGCUGCAAAAAACACCAGAAACGAUAAAACAAUCGUAACUACCCUCCAAU